Molecule: messenger RNA, 660 nt
Organism: Hippoglossus stenolepis (Pacific halibut)
Lineage: Eukaryota; Metazoa; Chordata; Actinopteri; Pleuronectiformes; Pleuronectidae
Gene: dpm2
Product: dolichyl-phosphate mannosyltransferase subunit 2, regulatory
Exons: 4
Coding region: 97-348 (83 amino acids)
Biological process (GO): GPI anchor biosynthetic process
Cellular component (GO): endoplasmic reticulum membrane; dolichol-phosphate-mannose synthase complex
Molecular function (GO): enzyme regulator activity
Source: RefSeq, a predicted model, not a curated record
ACCAGCAGGAGGCAGCAGAGACCCGCUGCUGGCGCUGACUACAAUCCGCGAAGAAGAACAGUGGGUGACGUCAUCAGACAACAGAACGCGUCAGACAUGGCUACAGGAGUGGACCAGGCUGUGGGCUCCAGCCUGGUGGUCUUCAGCCUCCUCCUGUUCACCUACUACUCCGUCUGGGUCGUGGUCCUGCCUUUUGUGGACAGUGAUCAUGUUUUGCAGAAGUAUUUUCUUCCUCGGGAGUAUUCGGUCAUUCUGCCGGGGAUCGCAGCUGUGAUACUGCUCCUCUGUAUCGGAGCCUUCAUUGCACUGAUCAUGUGGAAAAAUCGAAAACCAAAGAAAGUGGACUAACCUGAAGGACGACGUUGAUGCUCACAAAGUUAGAUUUGUUAGAGAGAGAUUUAUUUUAUAUUUUCACUUUAGAGGUGAUGAGUCGGGAUCAGCUUCUGUCUUUUGAAGCCAGCUUAGUCGUUGAUGCUGCCCCCUGCUGGUUCAAGUGAGACUUCUUAUUUCUUAAAGAUGCAAUAAGGAAUGUAAAGAUACCAGCUUGAAAGCAGCACGGCUCCUAACUGUGUAAAUACUGGGACAUAUUGUAAAGGAGUCCGAUUUUAUUGUCCGUAAACGUGAAGACUGGAAAGUUCUCAAUAAAAUGUUGGUGCUGGA